Messenger RNA from Oncorhynchus gorbuscha (pink salmon), 3032 nucleotides. RefSeq names its product cadherin-11-like. The transcript is spliced from 9 exons. Gene Ontology annotation, biological process: cell morphogenesis; cell-cell junction assembly; homophilic cell-cell adhesion. Lineage: Eukaryota; Metazoa; Chordata; Actinopteri; Salmoniformes; Salmonidae. The record is from RefSeq and is a predicted model, not a curated record. Gene Ontology annotation, cellular component: catenin complex; adherens junction; plasma membrane. Gene Ontology annotation, molecular function: cadherin binding; calcium ion binding. The coding region runs from base 21 to 1865 and encodes 614 amino acids.
GUCCUCCAGGUACCUCAGUGAUGCAGGUAACGGCCACAGAUGCUGAUGAUCCCACCUACGGGAACAGUGCCAGACUGGUGUACAGCAUUCUCCAAGGCCAACCCUACUUCUCAGUGGAACCACAAACAGGGAUAAUCCGGACAGCUCUGCCCAACAUGGACAGGGAAGCGCGGCAGGAAUAUGACGUCGUCAUACAAGCGAAGGACAUGGGGGGACACAUGGGGGGACUGUCAGGGACAACAGAAGUGAAAAUCACCCUGACGGACGUCAACGACAACCCACCCAAGUUCCCUCAGAGUGUAUACGCCAUGUCCGUUUCAGAGGACAAGGUUUCGGGUGAGGAGGUGGGCCGUCUGAAGGCUAAAGAUCCAGAUCUGGGGGAGAAUGGACUUGUGUCAUAUCGUUUCAUCGAGGGCGAUGGGAUGACUGUGUUUGAGAUUACCACCGACACUGACACCCGUGAGGGUGUUAUCAAACUGAGAAAGCCUGUGGACUUUGAGACUAAGAGGGCAUACACCCUGAGAGUAGAGGCAUCCAACACACACUUGGACCCCCGUUUCAUCGCCUGGGGCCCCUACAAAGACACAGCCACGGUUAAGGUUAUGGUGGAGGACGCAGACGAGCCGCCUGCUUUCUUGGCAACUAGCUACAGCUUCGAGGUGGAGGAGAAUGCCCGUGAUGGGACCGUGGUGGGCCGUGUACACGCUAAAGACACGGACGUGGCCAACAACCCUGUCAGGUACAUGAUUCCCCGCUACACGGACGUGGAACAGUUCUUCAGUGUCGGCCCAGAGGAUGGCAUCAUCAAGACCACCAGACCGUUGGACCGGGAGACACUACCCUGGCACAACAUCUCUGUCAGUGCCACUGAGAUUGGGGGACAUCACCAAGAUACAAAAGUACGUGUCAACAUCAAAGUCAAAGAUAUGAAUGACAACGCCCCUGAGUUUGCCACACAGAACGAAAUCCUUGUGUGUGAAAAUGUCUCCCCUGGCAAACUCAUAGAGACAGUCAGUGCAGUGGACAAGGAUGAGAUGGUCCACCGACAGUACUUCCACUUCAGCAUCGCCCCAGAGGCUGUCAACAACCAGAAUUUCUCCCUGAAAGACAACAGAGACAGCACAGCCAGCAUAUAUGUGACCCGGAGGGGCUUCAGUCGGAUGACCCAGGAUGUCUACUUCCUUCCCAUUGAGAUCAACGACAACGGCAUUCCUCCUAUGAGCAGCACCAACACGCUGACCAUACGAGUGUGCAGCUGUGACAGUAAGGACACCAUCCUGUCCUGUAACGUGGAGCCUUACAUCCUGCCUGCAGGCCUCAGCACCGGAGCUCUCAUCGCCAUACUAGCCUGCAUCGUCAUUCUCCUGGCGAUCGUGGUGCUGUUUGUGGCCCUGCGUCGUCAGAAGAAGGAGCCGCUCAUUGUCUUUGAGGAGGAAGACAUCCGUGAGAACAUCAUCACCUAUGACGAUGAAGGUGGCGGAGAGGAGGACACAGAGGCCUUCGACAUUGCUACGCUGCAGAACCCUGACGGUGCCAACGGCUUCCUACCCCGUAAGGACAUCAAGCCUGAGCUCCAGUACCCGAUGAGGCCUGGCGGGCACCCCGUGGCCAACAGUGUGGAUGUGGAUGAUUUCAUCAAGACCCGCAUUAACGACGCGGACAACGACCCCACGGCCCCUCCCUAUGACUCCAUCCAGAUCUAUGGCUACGAGGGCCGGGGCUCCAUCGCUGGAUCCCUCAGCUCCUUGGAGUCGGUGACCACAGAUUCAGACCUAGACUACGACUACCUCCAAAGCUGGGGCCCGCGCUUCAAGAAGCUGGCCGACCUUUAUGGCACCAAAGACUCUGCCGAUGACAACUCUUAACGUUCAACCAUUUCCCUGACCAUCUCCUUGCACCCUUUCUCCAACCUUCCACUGACUUUGUGUGGUGCUUGAAGUUUACUAUAAGUAUACCACAAGCAUUUUUAUUUAUAGUAAACUUUGUUAUUUGUACGUGUAAAGUAUACUUGCAGUAUACUAGAUACCUGUUGGGGAUGUUUGGUAAGGAAGGACAGAGGGAAUUGAGGAGGUGGAAACAAAAGAGAGAGAGAGAGAAAUAUAAAACACAUUAAAAACAUUUAAUAAAAACACCUCUGUGGGAUGUACUGGUGUGUAUGGAAAAUUAAGACAUGCUUAAUGUUUGUGGUGAGAGAUCAAAUAACCCUCGGUAUUUCAAUUUUUUAUUCAUUUUGUAGGUUACUACGGUUUGGGGUUGGAAUGUGGGUCACAGAGAGACAUGUAAUUGUUGAUACUGUGAAUGAGCUCACAAAGAGGAGAAUAAAAAAUUGUUGCCUUAUAUCAAUGAAAAUAAACGAUGAGAAAACCACAACAGCAAACUGACACUGGUCGCUCGUGUAGCACCUCCAUCUUCCUGAGGAAGAUGAAUUCAACAAAAACAGAGACAGUGUUUUUUCACAAAUCCAGUGAAAAAUCCCCCCUUUCAGCCCAAUUCCACCAAUGAUAAAUCACAAGGAAAGACCUGUGAGCUCAAAAAUCGCCUUAAGUAAUGGACACUCUUGCAUCACAGUGCAUUUUUUGCAACUUGAAAAAUAUAACCUAAAGCAAGCUAAGGUACAUAUAACGUAUGUACAGUACAAUGUGCAAAUAUGUCUCUUGAGGAUCAAACGUGCGCCGAUUGGUUCUUGUAAAUCUCAUUUUUUAUGAUAAUGUUAUUAUGAUUAUUAUGAUUUUUUCAGUUCUCUUCAUUUUUUAAUUUUUUUGGGGGGGGCGUAUGUUUUUCUCCCUUGUUGAGAAAAUAGCAAUCUGUCCUGUUGUAGUGAAUGACGCCUAAUUUCUAUGUCGAAUUUAUGGUACCAAUUUGUACAAUUUUAAAAGUUCUUAUUUUAGUACACAUGCAGAUAUCAGUAUUUCAACAUGUAAGAAAAUGUUACAGCAUCACACUUAUAUUUUAUGAACAUUGUACUGUUGCUUUAUUAUGUGCUUCUAUCUAAGAAGCGAAAAACUUUGAAAUAAAUGCUUUUUAUAAAAUGA